ACUUGAUUAUUUUUCAUAUUAUAAAACUGUUAAAUAUUUAAUUCUGAUAAUAUUAGUAAAUAAUUUUUGUGUAUCUAUAAAUUUUGUACAAAAAUAGUUUUAACAAUUUAAAAAAUAAAAUAAAACAUAUCUACUUAAUUACAAUUGUCACAAUUGUAUGAUGAAGACAAAUAUCGAACAGGAAGGCCCAGCGAUGUCGAGAAGCUUACAACUUUUGGUCAUCGGAGUUUUCGUAUCGGCGUGUGCGGCGUACAGUGGGGACGAAGGAUCAACAGAUUAUUUCCGUGGUCAUGAGCCACGAGGCGCCGAAGGUAACAGACAGCUGCCAGUCAUAUUGAUGCACAAACAAGCACUGCAAGAAGACGGCGGGUUUCAGUACGCUUUCGCGGCCGACAACGGUCUUCGACAAGGUGAAUCGAUCCGACCGGACGGAAGUCGGACCGGAGCGUACUCGUACACAGACCCCGACGGUAAAGAAAUAUCCGUCAAGUAUACAGCUGGUAAGGACGGUUUCCGCAUAAUACAGGGCGACCAUGUGCCAAAAGCGCCGUUAUCCGUGGUACCAUUACAACAGCAAUCGUCGGCGCCCGCUUACGUUCCACCGUCUCCCGGCCGUUCGUUCGCUAAGAACAGAUUGUUUGGAGCACCCGGUGGACCUGGAUCUCAAUUUAGCAGAGGCGAUUUCAAUGGCGGUGGCAAAUUUGAUCAUAAUAGUGGAGAAGCUUAUGGUUCACCAUCACCGUACAAAUCGAAGUAUUCGAAGCCUCAACAACACUAUAGAGUUCGUGAAGAUAAUAGUGCCGAAUUAGCGGCUAGGUACGAUGACGAUGGAUCUUCCGGAUUCGAUGGUGCCGGAGAUUAUAGCAGUCACAGUCCGUUCCGAGCUCCUUUGUCACAAACACAUGCAGCUUACAAUGGCGCCAGUGAUAACUUACAAAAAGAUGAUGCCUCUUUCAAUAGCAACGAGCGACAACCACAUUCGUUCGGUGGUGGUUAUGCAUUCGAAUUUGGCAAUACUAACAAUAAUGAUGGAGCGUCACCUGAAUACUAAACAAACUAUGUUUUUGUGUUUCUCCAGAACUUUGAUAAUUAAAUGUAUACUCGUACACCAUAAUUUCAACAAUAACUUUAAGAAUAAUUAUUUUGUUGAUAAUUAUUUAUAUUCUUUUUUAAGAUUGUUAUAAGAUA
Molecule: messenger RNA, 1188 nt
Organism: Melanaphis sacchari
Lineage: Eukaryota; Metazoa; Arthropoda; Insecta; Hemiptera; Aphididae
Product: cuticle protein 2-like
Exons: 3
Coding region: 158-1051 (297 amino acids)
Cellular component (GO): chitin-based extracellular matrix
Molecular function (GO): structural constituent of chitin-based larval cuticle
Source: RefSeq, a predicted model, not a curated record